AGCAAAAUUUUUCCUGAGUUUGCCCUAGCAAAAGAGAAGUCUGAAAAAGUUUUCACGUUUUCUGCUUGGUACUCACACCUUUUUUUGCCAGCCAUGUUCAGUCCUAUCUGCACAAUCACCAUCUUCUUAUGCUUCAUUGUAUCAUCAUUUGAUUAUUCCUGGUCUCUUCCAGCUCAUGAUGCCAAUUUGAGGUCAAAGAGAUCAGUGGAUGUGGAUAAUCCAGAAGAUGUAUUCAGAGUGCUCUUUAAGCUCGCUCAAGACGUAAUUGAUUCUGAUAACGGGAUCCACAGUGACAAGCGCGGCAUUGACCUUGGCCUCUCUAGAGGAUUCUCCGGAAGCCAAGCAGCCAAGCAUCUAAUGGGCUUGGCGGCCGCCAAUUUCGCCAAUGGACCCGGACGCAGACGUCGUGAUACUGAAAGCCAAUAAUUCGAAUCCGACUGAUUUCAGUUAUUUUUUAUUUUCUCUUGUACAUAUUACAUAACAAUGUCUGAACUCAACCACAAAAAUACAGCUUUCAUCUUCAUUCAAAUAUUUUAUUAUUGUACAUUUCUUUGAAAAAUUCUCUGUUUGUAAUUUAUUUGCUAUGUUUUUUUCUACGCGAUUAAAAAUUUAUCUCUGUUGAAAA
Messenger RNA from Uloborus diversus, 625 nucleotides. RefSeq names its product diuretic hormone class 2-like. Gene Ontology annotation, biological process: body fluid secretion. The coding region runs from base 94 to 426 and encodes 110 amino acids. Gene Ontology annotation, molecular function: G protein-coupled receptor binding; diuretic hormone activity. Lineage: Eukaryota; Metazoa; Arthropoda; Arachnida; Araneae; Uloboridae. The transcript has 4 exons. The record is from RefSeq and is a predicted model, not a curated record.